GAGAAUGUUUCUUUUUACACACGAAAUUCGCUUUACGCACUCUUUUCUCAUCGUGACAUAGUUCCGUCCUUCUUUCCGUACUUUUAUCGCCUUUCUCUCACGAAAAUCUAACGAGUUCGAUCGAUUAUCUUUCUAGUUUCAGAGUGCCGGAAAGAUUGAAGGCAGAAGGAUGGCAAUCAAAUUUCAAUUUGCAUUGUAAAAGUUAUAACGGAGGUAACGAAGGACAUUAGUAGACGAAUUAUGACGAUUAAUUGAAGCAAUAAUGUCUGGCCGUGACUGAUACGAGCAGUAAUAUACACCAAAAGGAGAGGGUCGUAAAUAGUAGCCCAAAUUCUCUGUUCAACAAUCUCUUAAUGAAGACUCUAAUCACCAUCUUAAAAGUCCACGUUUCAAUUUACAGAGAAUAUAUGACAACCCGACAGCUGCUUCUCGAUUCCUGAAAUUCCUGUGUUCAUCCACGAACCGUCCAGCAACUACCUGACCAAUCAUCUAUCUCCAUACCUUCGACAACCUUGUCAAGCAACAACUAGAUCGCCUAACGGGUUACACCGUGUAAGAUAUAAUUUUAUUCGACGAUAAUGCAUUCGAGGUUAACACCUAACCCAUUGUUAUCCACUAAACGUUGCCUCUAUGAAUUUUUAUCUGUGCGUCUUGUUUGUAUUAUGUAACCCUCGUUGGACGCUCCUGGUUGCAUAUUUGUGGGCUUACAUCCGUUUGAAAACCGCGGUUCUCCAGAGCCUCCUAUAGAAGUAUUCGCGAUCAGCGAGGAAACUCCUCUCUAUCAAAGAAAGAACACCGACAACGGUCUAACAGAGAGGAACACAUAAAACUGGAGAGGAGAAACAUGAGGAAAAUACAGUCGGGCAGAGUAGAGGGGCAAGUUGUUAGGAGUAAAGAAGAGGAGAGAACGGGAGAACGAGGAGGAUACUAUAUCGCGUUCCAGCAGGGAAACAGGGAGGGAAUCUGGAAGAGGGGAAACGUCGGUGAUCGUGGAGGGGCGAAAAGGCAGCUGCAAGCAAUUGGUGCAAGGGAGAGACGCCGAAAGGAUAGAAGAAGAAGGGGACAGUGUCAUGGAGGCAGACUUGCCUGCUGGUUGUCCGUCGACCUGCUCCCUGCUUUACCUGACACCACUCGCCAGUGUUUCCAUAGCCGCGUACACCGAUGGAUCGACUCGGGAUCCUCUCGUGAGCCCGUUGAGCUCGCCACGCUCGGAUCGCCACCCUCCAAGUCGAAUAAAAACCAUUUUAUCCAUCGCGGAAUUUCGACUUGGGAAUUGGAAAGUUGUGCCGUGUAAUCCGGUGAAUCGGCGAACCGGUAAACGGGUAAACGAGAACGGAGUGAACAGAGGGAGACGAAGAGUGACACGUUGCGAUACGAUUGAUCCAACGGAGCCAACUUCUACACGCGUUUACGAGGAUCAGGACAACAAUGUGCUCGUGACACCUCUCUCUCUCUUUACUUUGGCCUGGACGGUUUUUUUCGUUGCUCGGUGAAGAAGACUAAGGAAGGAAACGGAUAAAACGUGGGCGUUGAGUGAUUGUUGUCGGUGCUAGUUUCCAUCGAGAGUCAUGAAAGAUACCAGCGAUACGAUGAAGGACGACUUGUCCGAGGACACGAUGAUGGACUGCGAGGGUGACGGAGGAGGAGGGUUGGAUCUCACGAACGACGUCGCAGAUUCAUCUCCGACUAUUCGAGAUGCCGCGGAGAGGUUACUGACGUUGUUGGGCGUGGACGAGGAGAACGAGGACCUGAUGUCCUCGUCCGAAGACGAGGGCGUAGAGCUGGACUUGGACGAACCGGACGACGACGAGGACGAAGAGGACAACGCCAGGUUGUUGCAUCAGUUGGUCUCUUUAGCCAAAGAACUGAAGCAACAAACUCAUCAGAAGUCGAGCAGAAUCCCUGCCAGAAGCUCUUUCAAGGACUCUAUAGAUUUCAUGGACACCAAUUGCCUGGAACGUGGUCGUCUCCCGGAGCCAAGCUUCAAAGGAAGCUGUUAUCGCAACAGUUUGCCCGAUAAGUGCCAGAAACAGGACUCCCGAUUCGUAUCCAAGGAUCAAGGAUUUCUCGAGACGCGUCAGUGUUUCGACCCCUGUUCGAGGAUGACCCAGCAAGCGGAAGGUGGCGGCCCUCAAGUAUCGGGAUCUUGGAACGCGGGGUGGGACGCGUGCACCGCGGAAGCCCUGCGAUAUCUCGUGGAAGACGAGGGACUGCAUCCUCAUCAUCCCACGGUGCUGGCCAUGAAGAGCCAUCUGGAGCUGCAGAGGGAACGGGCCUUCUUCGCUCGGUACACCGCGUAAAAUGGGUCUUAUCGAAGCGCGAGAGACGGUAUUUUUUUAAAAGCGAGCCUUCGCUUCUAUCGAGGGAGGCUUCAUCCGGCAAUCGAAAUCGAUCGAGAGGGUGUUUCUGCCCGAAUAUCGGGGCACAGGGUAAACCAGAGGCGACACUCUCUGUUGGUUAGGUUUUGUUAAAACGUUGUCUCAAAUUGGUUGCGCAAAUCUACUCUAAUAAUUUGUAAUAAAUUUUCUGUGUAUUAUACUGUCUUUUGAGCGCACCCCGAUUCUUUUUAUUUGGACAUUUAAAUUGUGUCCUCUCUCUAGGAGGAGGGUUUUAGUGUCGCCUCUCGUUAUAUCUACUCUUUGCUCGAGGAACGAAUGUGGGCGAAAUCUGUGUUCGGAGAGUAAGGUGGCCACCUGUUACCGAUAUCCUUUGAGGGAUGCUGUUUUAAGAUACCUUCCGAGAACAGUUUUCUGCUUCUUUAAGAGAGCCAUAGGUACCUACGAUUCUAUUUGUCAAUAAGAAACUCGUUUCUAGAUUCCCAAGUAUAUUUUUACCGAGACUCUCACUGCGACAUUGGAUAGAACGGUGUAAUAGGCGACAAUGUAACGAGAAUGUAUUAUAAAGAGAAGAUACGCCGUAUUCGAUACUGUUAGUAUUCUGUUUCUCUAAAUUUCGUAACGAAUUCUCGCGACGUUCUAAAAUAUAUAAUUAUUUACUUUUUAAUUAACGCGCAUUCGACACGGUGAAUGGAUGUACAAGUGCGAGAGGUUAAAACUUCAUUUACCCCGUGCCGAUGACUCUUGUAAGAGGGCACGCUGUAUGAAUUUCAAUAGCUUGUCCCACAUUCGCUAUUUCAAUCAUCUCGAGGUUUCACGAUCGUCCAACGCGACGAUCUUGCCCAAGCAGAAGUUCCUGCCAAGAUAAAGUGGAAAGAAACUCUCUUUCCAUUCAGAUUAAAACGCAUUCACCGUGUGUUUGUUAAGCAAACGACGCGCUUUCAUACGUUCGCAACCGUGAGACUGCUCGUCAAGUGGAUUCGAACUUCACCAUAACUUUGGCCAGACUGUAUGGCUGUUCGUUCUUUUCUUCGACGCGGGUUUUCGUUUCGAGCAAUUAUCGUGAGAAUGUCGCUUCUUUGAAACGUUUUAAAUAUCUUUGUUUUACCCUAAUUUCGAGUACUUACGCGUUUCAAGUACGCUAUCAAAGAUUCCUCGUUCGGUUUUUCAGUGAAGUUUCAUCGAGGAUGUUCAGAAUGACUUCAUUUUCCUACUCGAUCAAAAUCUUCUCUUCACGGUAUAAAUUGGAUCAAUAGAUCCAUCCGGUUUCUAGCAGACGGCAAAAGGAAGAUGAACUUGAUAUCCAAUGGCGUGUACGAUAAUCCACGAGUUUGCGUUCGAUCGUAAAAAAUUGACGAGUUUUUUUUUAACGUUUUCUUCCUUUUUCUCUAGCAGAGUUUUGUAUCCUUUUUAUAUAUCGCCAUUAGUUAUCUACUAUAAUCGUCGUCGUUAUUCUUCUCUUAGAAUUAUCGUCUCUCUUUUUUUUCAAUCUUUAUUACACGUAUUAUUUAUUGUAUUUGUAACGAGCUAGGAUUAAGAUGCAAGUUUUCUCUUCCGGCUUUCAAUCCAUUGGAAACGAAUGUCAAUAAACGAUGUCAAUAACGGAGAGAAAGGUUCAUACGCUGGAUCGAUAUGAACGAAGAAUACGGGUUUCUAUACCCUUCUGAAUUUCUCAAUGAAUUUCGAACUGUUUGGAAAAGUUCUGCAGAUUUUUAUCGCGUAUAAUUCACUGCGGUUCAACUCUCUGAAAUUCACUCGCUUUACAUUGAUUCUCCGAGGAUCGAAGAAUGUAAAAUAUUUUAUUUAAGACAAGAUGUACGGUUUCGUAGUCAGUGGGUUGAACAGCGACAAAAGCGCGAAGAGACGUCCGAAAUUUGAAAUAAAAUAUUCUUAGGCUAUUUUAUCGUAAGCGUGUGCGAAUUCCGAGUCAAAGAACAAUCACGAAAAGGAAAUUCUCGAACGGCGGAAUCAAGAUUUUUAUUAAACAUCUCGACAUCAAAAUUAUGGGCACUUUUCCUUAUUUUUCUAUCAAAAGGUCGAUCAUGGUUCUGCCGUGCGAGGAUUGAUAUAGAUAAAUUAUUUAAACGUUGUAUCUCAUUUAACGUUUCUCCAACGCGAAGUGCCUCCGCCUUAUUUUCCCCAUUCCGACUAAGUUCACUCCACGAAGAAAUCGAAGGAUGAGGUACAACGUUCGACGGGUGGAAAAUUGUAUACGACAAAUUCGGAUCUAGCGUUGUCCACGGAAUGUCGAAAACAUUUCCGAUUAUUCUAAAGCGGAG
Molecule: messenger RNA, 4615 nt
Organism: Megachile rotundata (alfalfa leafcutting bee)
Lineage: Eukaryota; Metazoa; Arthropoda; Insecta; Hymenoptera; Megachilidae
Source: RefSeq, a predicted model, not a curated record